CCGGUGACUCCAUGGCAACCGCUUGAGUUAACAUAGAUAAUGGCAGAGAUCAUCUGUACUAAGAAAUAAUUUUUGCAGAAAAUGUGUGAAGAGUUUGAGGCCGAACAGCACAGCGGUCCCAGCCCUGCGUGGACAGAGGCCAGCUCUGUGAGCACCCAGCUCUCCCGGCACAGCGUACUUAUGGAUGAGCCCGAUGUUUGCUGUGCUCUCCCUGGAUACUCUGCAUUAGAAGGACCUCAUCCUUCACGGCAGAAUCGCCCCCCAACUGCUGAAACUACACCUUUUCCCCAAGUCCCUGAAAAUCCUGUCACGCGUUUCUUGGAGAAGAAAGUGUUUCCAGUGUUGGUACCUGGACUGGAGGCUUUGCUAAGAGAAGCCCAGAAAAAUGGCUGCUUUAAGAGGAAAAUAACAGCGUUUAACCCAUGUGACUUUCUGACUGAGUGGCUCUACAACCAUAACCCUCGCAGGAGUGGACAGGAACCAGUGAGCUUUCAUGACAUCCCCUUUGUCAAGGACUGGCUUGGGAUGCAUCCCAGGCCGCCCACUCCUCUGUUUCUGCGGCUCACUGAGUGCGAGGCUGCUCUGCUCAUCCAGGCUUUCUGGAGAGGAUACAAGAUCAGGGCACAGCCAGAUGUUCAGGAGAUGCGCCAGUGGCAGAAAAAACUGAGAGAGACCCGUGACAUUGGCAAAACUGUCAAGCAGUUCUGGGCGAAACAAGAGAGACGAGUGGGUUCGGCUAUGACAGAUCUUCCAGAAAGCCCCCAGCCUGGAAACAAUGUGUCCAUCCAGGUGGUUUCCCCCACUCCCCAGAGCACCGCGGUCCACACACCCACCACCCAUAUGAGCCCACAGCCUGGUGAGUGGCUCAGACCCAGCCUGCACGUCAAGGAAGAAGUAGCCUCUACAUGUCUGACUAAUUUCCUGUCUGUGUCCAACAAACUAAUCGCAGGGUCUCCAUCGUUACUAGGAACUCACAACCUGAGCUACCCUGGUGGGACUUGGUAACUGGAAUCAUUAGCCUUGUGUAAAAGCUUUUUUUCUGCUGUUUAAACACUAUUAAACUCUGUUAGGCUGAUGUCAAAUUGACCUAAAGUGAUCAGUCAAACAAGCCCUGUUUAAGGAAAAAAAAGAAAAGAAUAAAAAAGAUGCCUGUAACCAAUUUGAUAUGGCCAGGCCAGGAUUUAUGGUCUGA
Messenger RNA from Maylandia zebra (zebra mbuna), 1192 nucleotides. It is a transcript of the gene iqck, whose product is annotated as IQ motif containing K. NCBI's taxonomy places the organism in Eukaryota, Metazoa, Chordata, Actinopteri, Cichliformes, Cichlidae. Gene Ontology annotation, molecular function: protein binding. The record is from RefSeq and is a predicted model, not a curated record.